This is a messenger RNA of Oryza brachyantha (malo sina), 2093 nucleotides long. Its product is annotated as protein NRT1/ PTR FAMILY 2.9-like. Lineage: Eukaryota; Viridiplantae; Streptophyta; Magnoliopsida; Poales; Poaceae. The transcript has 2 exons. The annotation marks the transcript as partial. Gene Ontology annotation, molecular function: transmembrane transporter activity. Gene Ontology annotation, cellular component: plasma membrane. Gene Ontology annotation, biological process: transmembrane transport. The record is from RefSeq and is a predicted model, not a curated record.
GUCUCCGGCGCCGGCGGCGAUCUGGAGGCGCCCACCGGCGGCGCCAUUCGCGCCGCGGCCCACCCCGGCGACGUCGUAGGGAGCUAUGGCAGGCCGGUCUCGGCGGCGGGGGAGGAUGCGGGGCCGGACCUCCGGUACCGGGGGUGGAAGGCGAUGCCGUUCGUGAUCGGCAACGAGACGUUCGAGAAGAUGGGCAGCAUCGGCACGGCGGCGAACCUGAUGGUGUAUCUCACCUCCGUCUUCCACAUGUCCAACAUCCAGGCCGCCGUGGCGCUCAACGUGUUCAGCGGGACGACCAACCUCGCCACCGUCGCCGGCGCCUUCGCCUCCGAUCUCUACCUCGGCCGCUACGCCACCGUCGGCACCGGCUGCGUCGCCACAUUGAUCGGGAUGAUCAUCUUGACGCUGACGGCGGGCGUGCCGUCGCUGCAUCCGCCGCGGUGCGACGCUGGAGGCGGCGGCGAGGGGAAGUGCGUGGGCGCGACGAGGGGGCAGCUCGCGGUGCUUGGGCUGGCGUUCGCGUUCGUCGUGGCCGGCGCCGGCGGCAUCCGGCCGUGCAGCCUGCCGUUCGGCGCCGACCAGUUCGACCCGCGCACGGAGUCCGGCCGCCGCGGCAUCAGCAGCUUCUUCAACUGGUACUACUUCACGCUCACCAUCGCCGUCUGCGUCUCGUCGACGGCGAUCAUCUACGUGCAGAGCAACGUGAGCUGGACGGUCGGGCUCGCCAUCCCGGCCGCGCUCAUGCUCGCCUCCUGCGUGCUCUUCUUCGCCGGCGCGGGGCUCUACGUCCGCGUGCGCCCCGAGGGGAGCCCCUUCGCCGGCGUCGUGUGCGUCGCCGUCGCCGCGAUCCGGAAGCGGCGGGUGGUUGCCCCGUCCUCCGACGAGUCCCUCUUCAGGACGCGCCACGCCACCAGCGGCGUCGUGUCCAGGCUCCCCCACACCGACCAGUUCAGGUUCCUCGACAAGGCCGCCGUCGUGGUCGACGCCAAGAGCGAGGUCGACGCCGGCGGGCACCCCAAGAAUCCAUGGCGGCUGUGCAGCUUGCAGCAGGUGGAGGAGACCAAGUGCGUCCUCCGCAUCCUGCCGGUGUGGCUCACCUGCAUCGUCUACUACAUCGCAUUCGCGCAGACGAACACCUACGUCAUCCUGCAAGCGACGCAGUCCGACCGCCGCCUCGGCGGCGGCGGAUUCGAGGUGCCGCCGGGAUCAUUCACCGUCAUCCCCAUGGUCGCGCUCACCGUCUGGAUCCCGCUCUACGACCGCCUCGUGGUGCCGUGGGCGAGGAGGCUCACCGGGCGCGAGGAAGGCGUCACGCUGCUCCAGCGGAUGGGCAUCGGCAUGGCGCUGUCGGUGGUGGCCAUGCUCCUCUCCGCCAUGGCCGAGGAGCGGCGGCGCGAACUGGCCGUGAUCCACGCGGCGGAGACGGGCGGGUCGCUGUCGAACAGCAGGGCGUCGCCGCAGUCGGCGUUCUGGCUGGUGCCGCAGCUGGCGGCGCUGGGGCUCUCGGAGGCGUUCAACCAGGUGAGCCAGAUGGAGUUCUACUACAAGCAGUUCCCGGAGAACAUGCGCAGCGUCGCCGGCUCGCUGCUGUUCAGCGGCCUGGCGCUGUCGAGCUACCUGAGCGGCCUCCUCGUGGCCGCCGUGGCGCGCGCCACGAGGGGCGACGGCGACGGGGACGACGGGUGGCUCGCCGACGACCUCAACCGGGGGAGGCUGGACUGCUUCUACCUCCUCAUCGCCGCCAUUGGGGCGGCCAACUUCCUCGCGUUCCUUGCGUGCGCCAAGUGGUACAGGUACAAGGGCUCCGACGACGACGACGACGGCGGCGGCGCCGGCCAUGAGCAGGUUGCACAUGGAAUCAGUGCUGCUGCUUAAGCUAGAUUAGAAAGAGAUUAAACCUGCUGUUGUGUGAAAAAUUCUCGAGGGAACAUUCCCUUCUUGUUUUAUUAUGCCGUCUAAAUAGUUAAAGAGAAAAACUUAGCAUGUUAAAUUAAUAUGUGAUAUCACUACAUAACCUAAUAAUCAUGUCAUGUAAUAUAAAAAUUUGUCUUCUAUAGGUUACAUAAAUAAGAGAAGAAAAGAAAACCGUGAAU